Messenger RNA from Adineta steineri, 996 nucleotides. NCBI's taxonomy places the organism in Eukaryota, Metazoa, Rotifera, Eurotatoria, Adinetida, Adinetidae. The record is from the annotation of a GenBank genome assembly.
AUGGCUUCAAAUGAAUACCCCACUUAUACAACUGUCUCAAGAUUCCAUCCAAGCAAUGCUAGUGAUCCAUACCGAUCUUCAGAUAAUUACCAAUAUCGAAAUGGUCAAGAAACUUCCCAUUCAUCAUCAAAUAUGAAUUCUUCACCGAAACAACAUAUUAAUGAUAUUGCACAAAUACAACAGAAGGAAGAUCUAUCUGCGUCUGAUGCAUUAACUGUUCAUGUAGUAAACGAACUUAAAAGAAAAAUACAAGAGAAAAUUCAAACAGAUAAUUUUGCUAUGAAGAAAUCUGAUAUUGAACAAGAAGUUUCCAGUAUAAGACGUGAUAUGAAUCGAGUGGACCUGCGCACAAAGAAAUGGAUAAAUCAUCUUCCAGACGGUUUUCAGCUGUGUUCCGAUUCAACUUUACGUCUGACAAUGGCCUAUGGAGAUGAUCCAAAUCAAGUAUUAAAUAUAUUAAAAGAAAAAAUGAAUAAAGAAGACUCGAUUGAAAAUCCUGCUGAUACUUCGUUGAUCAACAUUACAGAACCUUUGAAACAAAUUAAUAAGAAUUUGAAGAAAAAAUCAUCAUAUAAUCUGUUUCGUGCUGUUCUUGAAGUUGGAAAUCAUGAAAUUGAUCGUGCUGAUCGUAUGUUUUACAGUGAAGCGCAUAAUUUGAUAAAGAAUUUGCAAAGUUAUACAUUUGAUAAUGCUCAUGAACAAGUACAAGCUAUUCGUCUGAUGCAUUAUCAAUCAGAUAAUGAAGAUGAACUUCGUUCUUUUAUUGAUAAAUAUCGAACUUUUGAUGACGCAUAUCGUUAUUUACAGCGUCUUGCAGAAAAUCAAAUAGCAAAUAAUUCAAACAGAUCAUCAGGUCAUACAAGUACUUCUCCUGGUAUAAAAUCAAUUAUUAGACCAGCUGAUGAUGAUUCAGCAAUGAGAUAUCCUCAAUCUCCUUCUGCAAACUAUAGACCAUUGUAUAAUAAUUUAAAUACACCAUCGUCAUCAGGUAUUUAA